AUGACUACGCCAGCCUCCAUGGACAGGAUACUGCAACAGGAUGAGGUUCCCCCCGUGCACACAGCAAACCGCCCACCGCAGCUCAAUCCGACAGUCACGGGUCCUCAGUCUCGCUGCGACCCCCGUUCUUCUUUCUCCGACGACGACCAAGCAGAGGCUGACUUCGAGAUCAUCGAAGUUACCUCGGCCUCUGAAAAUGGCGGGAACGAUGAAUUGGCCUACAGCUCAUCAACCUUCAGUGACAUCGACGAUAUCGAGAGCCCCAACCCUUACCUAUUUUACGUUCUGCCUCUGAUGGAGGAACACGAUAACGAGGAAGAUGUCUUCUUGCUGGUCAUCCCAUAUUGGUGUGAUGAGCAACCCGGCUUGUCACACCUUCUCGAUGAGGAUCGGGUAUAUCCCUGGACCCCCGCCAACCCAGAUCCCACCGAUUCUGCGAGCCACGAUGAUACGGAUACUGAAGGCAACUAUAGCGUGCCGUCCAGCAGGGUGAAUUCCGCAAUCUUAAAUCCAUUUGAUUUUGCCGCCCAUCGGGAUGUUUCGGGUGAAGAUAGGAUAUGGUCGAUGUCAAUGUCCAUCAUGUCCUCGUCAUCAAGCAGCUCUUCGGGUAUGAAUUGCAGUGGAUGGAGCGAGUCGGCGAGCAUUUUUGUUAGGUACGCCGAGAGCCAUCUCGACGAUAUGGUGGAUGGGCGUAUAGGACGCUCCCCAGAGAGACUUGCUACCAUCUAG
Molecule: messenger RNA, 729 nt
Organism: Blastomyces dermatitidis ER-3
Lineage: Eukaryota; Fungi; Ascomycota; Eurotiomycetes; Onygenales; Ajellomycetaceae
Exons: 1
Coding region: 1-729 (242 amino acids)
Source: RefSeq, a predicted model, not a curated record